AUGCGGCCCUCAAUCGCUAGACAAGCCCUCGCUGGCGCUGCCACCGUGUCCGCUCUGGUCCUCCCACUUCAGCCCCCAAGUCCCGUCGAUAGGCGGGCAGAGCUCGUCGACCUAGCACCGUUUGGCAGCUUCCCAACCAUCACGCCCGAGGAAGCCAGCUCCAGGGCUGAGAAGGGGCUCAGCUUACUGUUCGGCUCCGGUGCCUUUGGCGAGGAGCCGUGGUCGCCGCCCAGUAACGCGGAGAUCGAGGACGUCGAUGCCGCCGACAGCAGCAUGAAGGCCACGGAAGAUGUCCAAGAUGACAGCACAACGCAGGCCGCGGCCGCCGGAACCUGCGACGCCAACAACCCCAACAUCCGCUUCGAGUGGCGCAACUACCAGGACACCGACCGGGCAGCCUUCGUCGCGGCCAUCCAGUGCCUGAAGGCGGCGCCCUCGGCCGGUAGCCCCUUCACAGCUUCACAAAACAGAUACGAAGACCUCGUCUCGGUGCAUCAGCAGAUGACCGACCAGAUCCACAUGGUAGCCCAGUUUCUGCCGUGGCACCGCUACUUCGUCUGGGUCUUCGAGCAGCUGAUGCGGGACGAGUGCGGCUUCGACCGCGCCUUUCCCUGGUGGGACGAGACGCUCGACGGGGGCAACUUCGCCGCCUCGCCGCUGUUCACGGAUGCCUACUUUGGGCCGGCGACUGCGGUGACAGCGGAUGGCCAGGGUACCUGCAUCGAGUCGGGCGCGUUCGCCAACACCACGCUGCACGUUGGCCCAGGCACCGGCAACUCGGAUCACUGCCUGUCGCGCGCUGUGAAUGAGACGCUGUCGGCGACCGUGAGCUCGAGCUUCGUCAACGACUGCAACUCGCGCACGACGUACUCCGACAUGGAAAGCUGCCAAGAACUCGGUCCCCACGCCUACGGCCACAACGCCAUCGGCGCCGUCAUGGCCGAGGUGUCGUCGUCGGUCGGCGACCCCAUCUUCUUCAUGCACCACCUGUUCGUGGACCACACGUUCCGCAUCUGGCAGAACGCCGACGCCGCGCGCCUGACCACCAUCAACGGUUGCGCCGACAAGGCCAGCCCCUGCACCGCCGUGACCAUGGACACGGUGCUGAGCUCCAUGGGCCUGCGGCCCGACACCACCGUCGGCGCCGUCAUGGACACGCUGGGCGGGUUCCUGUGCUACCGCUAUGACCACUGA
Messenger RNA from Anthostomella pinea, 1194 nucleotides. The record is from the annotation of a GenBank genome assembly. NCBI's taxonomy places the organism in Eukaryota, Fungi, Ascomycota, Sordariomycetes, Xylariales, Xylariaceae.